This is a messenger RNA of Musa acuminata AAA Group (dessert banana), 1212 nucleotides long. RefSeq lists its product as uncharacterized. The record is from RefSeq and is a predicted model, not a curated record. Gene Ontology annotation, molecular function: protein binding. NCBI's taxonomy places the organism in Eukaryota, Viridiplantae, Streptophyta, Magnoliopsida, Zingiberales, Musaceae. Bases 158 to 748 code for a protein of 196 amino acids. The transcript has 4 exons.
UUGGGAUGUGUGGUCAUUUGAUUGUUUGUCAUUUUGUUAUGGAAUGUAGUAUUUAGAUCGAGAAGGAAUCAGUUUUUGUUGCCGGACAACAUACGAAGACAAUGCAAUAACUAACGCAGUUGAAAUUUAUAACAGUCCCAGUGGUGCUGUUCACUUUAUGGCUUCAAAUAAUGACUGUGGAGUUCGAGAUUUUGACAUGGAGAAGUUUCAGCUUUGCAAGCAUUUCCCAUUCCCAUGGCCUGUGAAUCACACAUCACUAAGUCCCGAUGGAAAGCUUCUUGUCAUCGUGGGAGACAACCCUGAAGGAGUUUUGGUUGAUUCUCAUACCGGAAAGACUGUGCAUGAAUUUCAGGGUCACAUCGACUUCUCUUUUGCUUCAGCCUGGCAUCCGGAUGGCUUUACCUUUGCCACUGGCAACCAGGAUAAAACCUGCCGAGUUUGGGACAUUAGGAAUCUCUCCAAAUCUGUUGCUGCAUUGAGAGGCAAUCUCGGUGCCAUAAGAUCGAUCCGCUUCACGUCUGAUGGACGAUUUAUGGCAAUGGCCGAACCUGCAGACUUUGUUCAUGUCUUUGACGUCGGAAGUGGGUACAACAAGCAGCAGGAGCUGGACUUCUUCGGUGAAAUUUCUGGCAUAUCGUUCAGUCCCGACACGGAGGCUCUGUUUGUCGGCGUAUGGGAUCGCACCUAUGGGAGUUUGCUGCAGUACAACCGUCGCAGGAACUACUCGUACCUCGAUUCACUGCUUUGAUAUGAACAAAUAGCAGUGUCAAGUGUUGUGACUGUGUGAUAUACUACUGCCCCAAAUAGAGAAUGGGGGCCUUCAGAUGCAUCCUUCUUUCGUCGCUUGGCAUCAAGAGGCAACGAGAAUCAUGCUUGAUAUGAAUAAAUUUGUUGGAAGUGUUUGAAGAAAUGUACAGAUGCUUAGGGACAGCAUGAGAUAAAGACAAAAGACAAAGAAGCAUCAAGCUAAGCUCUCGAACUGUGCUUGAGGCCUUCUCUUUUAGAACUUUUGAGUGGUUCUUACAUAUCAUCGUUUCCGAUCUUUCUUGCUUGUGUAAUAAGAUUAGUCCAUCAUCUUUGCCAGGGGCGACCUCAGGUGUAAUUGUUGCUGUGACAUCCUACUUUAAUCUCCUAUCCAACAUGGGAAGAGGUUUGAGUUGGUUUAUAUGAUUAGAUGGAUCUCUUAUUAAAUCAAUGAUUCAUGUUCAUCAA